This is a messenger RNA of Cottoperca gobio, 4591 nucleotides long. RefSeq names its product caveolae associated protein 2a (gene cavin2a). The record is from RefSeq and is a predicted model, not a curated record. NCBI's taxonomy places the organism in Eukaryota, Metazoa, Chordata, Actinopteri, Perciformes, Bovichtidae. The transcript has 2 exons. The coding region runs from base 172 to 1581 and encodes 469 amino acids. Gene Ontology annotation, molecular function: protein kinase C binding. Gene Ontology annotation, cellular component: caveola; cytoplasm.
GGUAGAAAGGGGCGUGGAUGCCAAAUUAACUCCAAGAAGUAAAACACCCUACCUUCAGAUCUCAGCGAGGGCAAGUGACAGCAGCACCAAGAGAGAGUAAAACUAUUACUAAACUAUUUGUGUUUUGGUGAACCAUCCCAUUAAAGCGGGACAUUUGACCACCUGUGAAUUAUGGAAGAAGACGGGUCCUACGCCGAGCGCAGCAGCGUCUCCGGCAGCACCCACACCAUCCCGCAGCAGCAGACCGAAAACACGGCGCUUCUUAUCUCGAGCUUCACCCCGUCUUCCGCCCCGUCCUCCCCGACCCCGACGAGCACCCUCUCACGGCUGGGCUUCAAAAGCCCCACCAGCCCGACCGCGGCCGCGCCGGGCAGCCCCGUCGACCGCAGCCAGGUGAGCGCCAUCACCGUGGUGGCGCUGCUCGACAAGCUGGUCAACAUGCUGGAGGCGGUGCAGGAGAACCAGCAGCGCAUGGAGCAGCGGCAGGCCGACCUGGAGGGCGCCGUGCGAGUCGUGCAGGGGGACGUGACCCGCCUGUCCAAGACCCACAUUAGCACCUCCAAUAGCGUCAGCAAACUGCUCGAGCGCUCCCGCAAAGUCAGCGGGCACCUGAAGGAUGUGAGGGAGCGCAUGGACAAACAGGCGGUCCAGGUGAAGAAGCUGGAGGCAAACCACAGCCACCUGCUGAAGAGGAACCACUUUAAAGUGCUCAUCUUCCAGGAAGACAAUGAGAUCCCCUCCAGUGUGUUAGUCAGGGACUCCCUCAAGACCCCACAACCAAGUCAGUAUGAUGCAGAAUCCAUCCUUCCUGCUCCGUCUGUUACCGGCUCUAUUGAUGGCAGUCGUGCCCAUGAGGAGGGUCUUCAGACCAUUAGCCUGUCCUCCGAUGACGAUGAUGAUCUUGCUGCACAUCGCGAAGAGUACGAAAUGUUUGAGGGCGAGGCAGCAAUGGGUUCCCGCCAGUUGGAGAGAAGGGCUGAUAAGUUCAAGCGCAACAGCCUCAAGAAGGUCGAUAGCCUCAAGAAAGCUUUCUCGCGUCAGAGCAUCGAGAAAAAGAUGACCCAGAUCUCCACCAAGAUCGUGCCACCGGAGCAGCGUGAGAAAAUAAGAAAGAGCCUCACCCCUAACCAUCCCAAGAGCCCGACUGCCAAGUCGUCCUCUUUCAAGGUGUCUCCCAUGACAUUCAAUGUCAAGAAGGUGCGAGACGGGGAGGUUCCCGCACAAGACAUGGGCUUACCUGGGGAAGAGGCCCAUGUGGAGAUUACUACUCUGGGAAGCUUGGAUGGAGAGAUUCCCUUGGCGGAGGUGCAUACCCAGGAAGGCGUUGUGGAGCAGAUCCAGGGGAUGCUGAGUUCCUCCACUCCAGAGAGCAUGAAGGCAGAGCUGGCAAUCAAUGGAGAGCUACCAAGCAUUGAGUGCGAGGAAAAUGGUGAUCGUAUUGCUGGCCUGGCAGUUGCAGAGCUUGAUGAAGAUAUUGGCGAGGAGGAAGAGGAGGAAGAAGAGGAGAAACACAAAAGCCCUGUUGAGACGGCAGCAGAUGCCCAGAUUCCCACAGCAACAAUUGCUGUAGAGCAAUCUUAAUAUGAUUCAAUUGAGCAUCAAUUCUAGUUUCCCAUUCUUUCUUUUCUUGCUCAAGUUUCUACAUUUAUGAACACCCAGCAGGCACAAAUUAUCCCUCCAUUGUAAACAGUCUUAUGUUCGUGUAAUAAACACCCAUAUACAAUAGAAGCAUACUCUCGGCUUCCUAAGGUAGUCCAUCCUUGGACCAUUCCUUCAACACUACCUUUGAUUAUCAGCUUAGUCUAAAAACCUUGACACAGACUGUAUAAGCAACUAGGUUAACAACUAGACCUCACAGUUUGUCUGAAUCCAGUGCAAGUGCUUACUAAACCCCUGUAGCAUGACGACAUAACAUAACUCACUCCCUUCAACUGGUGCCCACCUCCUCAAUAGCAGCACAUCUCCAGGGUGCCGGGCCAAAUAUCUCCCUGCUGCUGUGUUUGUCUGCCACUGGAGCUUUAUUCCUCACUGACAAGUAGCCCCUUCAUUCUUAGUUUUCUUCUAAAAAUAGUAAAUCUUCUGCACACCGCCUGUUGAGGCAGUGUGUUGCCAGGUUGUGCAAGAGUUGAAAUGGGGAGUUUCAGGGUUUUCAGUGAAAAGGUCCUGGGGUGUUUUGUAGUGAACUAGAAGUAGUUUACUAAAUUCUUUGGACCUGUGCUGAAAAAGUCUAGAUUUUAACUAACGGGUGGCUAUACUUCAGUAAUCUGAGUGGCGCUGUCUUGUCUCCUGUCCUUCACCUGCACAUGACAGAUUUUUUGUUAUUUACAUAGUGAGAUCUAAUUUGUCAUUUUCAACUUUUCUAUCUAUAAUACCCUACCUACAAUACCACAAGAACUGCAUGUGGUAGAUCAAAAUAUUUGAGUAAUUUGUGCAAAUUGAGUAACCUCCAGGUGCUGAAAAUAGGAUAUAGCAUUUGAAAUAUUCUAAAUGUUCUUGCAAUUCACACCAAUCAAAGUGUAAGAGAGGUACAAGAUAAAAUGAUUUGCAAAUACCAGUUAACACGCUUGUGCUCAAUUACACUAAUGCAAAUGAAGGACAUUGUUGCAGGAUAGAAGCUACUCUAGAUGCCUAGAAACAUGCAUUAGUACCACAAAGAACCCUGCAGGUUUGAAAACUGACAUACUUACUUUUACAGCCCUUUGUCUUUUCUGCAGGUUAACUUUGUAUGUUUAUGUACAUGAAUUGUUUUAGUUGUUUUCCAUGAGGCACACUCCUCUCGAGUUAUUUACAGCUUAAACACCAUACAAUAGUAACUUUAUGAUAACUGCCUUGAGUGUGUGUAUCUGUGAAUUUGUUUUGAGUUACUACAUGAUAUGUGGGUGUUUGUAAGUCUUCUUUUUUUUUCAGGCAUCCACAACUUGCAUGGUGAAAUGUUUACUCAGCUUCACAUGUUUAAGACAUAAACACUAUCUUAUACAUUUGCCAGGGCACCAUCACUAAAUCCCCUCCUCCUAGAUACACACACACACACACACACACACACGCUCAUACAGUGCUUUUACCUUGUACAGGCUGGUAUGAAUAAUUGCAGUCCUAAAGGGAUGGAUUCCUAUGAUUUUGGAGAUAAGAGUGAUAGUAAAACAUGUCUGAAGUUCCUUGCAGCUAACACUUUAUGGGGCAUAGUCAUAAAAGCUGAGAAUAUUUAAGUUUCAAGGAACUGCAAAUUAAUUCGCAAUCAACAUGUCUGGAAGUUUCAAAUAGUGACUUUAUCUUAUGUCUCGCAUUGUUAGUGGUCUGCCAGCCUUAGUUACAGAUGUUUAAUGCCACAACUUCCUAAAAAUAAUCUAGCAAGUGGUACCAGGUGCCAAGGAUCCAGAGACUAGAGAGGUCACAUAAUUGGAUAAAGGCAGAGGACAGCAUUCCUAGCUUUGACAAAUGAAUCCUGCUCAGCCCAUUUUUCAUGCUCUUGGCCUCCUUGUUGAGACAGUGCAAGGAGAGGAUGCUCUCUGGAGCCACAGGUGUUCUGCCCCUGUAGAAGCUCCUGGGCAUGAGCUUGUAGUGGAAAGGGGACAAGUGUGGGUGUCGGGAAGUUUGAGAAAAGAUGAUGAAAUUGCCUCUGGGGUUAGGCAUAUGUAUGUAAAAUUGUGAGAGUCUGAAAUACAUUAGACCUUGGGAACUGAAAUACGUUGUAGGGGUUCAUACCAAUAUUUGGCACUGCAGGACUCCUUUACCUAGACCCCACUGCAACCAUUAUACUGUACAUAUUCUAUAUAAGCAAUGGAUUUCUAACUUGUUUAAGUCAAAAUAUAGUGCCCCAAAUAUUUUUGAUAUCUCAACUAUGCAAAAAAAAGUCAUACUUUAUUGAGGUCUGGUAAACACAAUAGAAGGUAGUGCACAUGAAUUAGGAUAAAUAUUUAUAUAGUACUUGACUUAAAGCCUUUUAUUCAUGCAUCACAAAAAAUAACUUGCCAGUUUGCUCAAUGCAAAGAGAAACUAAAUAUAGACAUAAAAGAUUUUAAAGACCUUGUUACCUGUGUUUAGUAAGUGUGCUUAGUCAUUCUGAUGAUGUUUCUUUCUUUUUAAUUCUUCUUUGUAUGAAUAAUCUUGCUGAAAAGGGAUUGAACACUAGGCUUAUGUGUACAUUUUUUGAACUGUAGAGGUUAAAAUGUGACUGGCUUUGAGGUAUCUUCUAUUUAUUCAUGCAAAUGUGUUACUUUGAUGAUAUCUUUGUCUGCUAUUGUUAAAAAUUAAUAACUAGAUUUGUGUACGUGUGUUACAGUCUGUUGAAAUCAGACUGUUUAAUCUGGAUCUUAUGUGAGAUAUGUUGUUAUAAAGUUCAAACACCAGAUCUCUGCAGCAUUUGUGUCGGGUAGUGAAAUUGUGUUUUUACAUCAUCUUUGCUCAUACAGAGUUACUACUUUAUAGCCUGUUUAUUUAGUUAACCACUUAAACCAAAGAAGUUUCCUUCACAGCAGAAGAUUCCCUAAAUGACUGCCUCCUGAUACUUGUUUCAAGCAUCUUGUAAACAUGCAGGCAAUUCCUAUCAGAAUUUAGUAUUGUAUACAUCAAUAAAGAUUUUAUAACAUCCAAA